AAUACAUACAGCUGGUUACACCUGGCGAGGGAUCGAGGCUAUGGUGAUAUUUACCGGAUCCCGGAAAUCAGGAGUCCUUUUUGUUCCGGUCCUGCUGCCGCGAUGGCUGCGGUCUUUGAUCUGGAUCUGGAAACGGAGGAGAGGGAUGAGGAAAACGAGCUGGAUGAUGACACCGAAGGCAUUGGGAAUUGCGAUGUGCCUGGUUCCCCAUGUACUGAGUAUGACCUGUCCGAUAGCAGAAUUUGCCCAGGUCAAGAGACCCUGUCUCCGCAGUGCUUUCACAUAUUGCGAGUACUUGGACAUGGCAGCUAUGGAAAGGUAUUUCAGGUGAGGAAGGUGAUUGGUUCCAAUUCUGGCAAGAUUUUCGCUAUGAAGGUGUUGCAGAAGGCCAAGCUGAUUUGUCAAGCUAAAGACACUGAGCAUGCAACAGCAGAACGCAACGUCCUGGAAUCUGUCAGACAUCCCUUUAUAGUGGAUCUCAUGUAUGCAUUUCAAACCCAUGGAAAACUCUAUCUCAUUCUGGAGUGUCUCAGUGGUGGAGAACUGUUCCUGCACUUGGAGCGAGAAGGGAUUUUUAUGGAAGAUACAGCUUGCUUCUACUUAGCAGAGAUUGCUUUGGCUCUUGGACACCUGCAUUCUUUGGGGAUCAUCUACAGGGAUCUGAAGCCAGAAAAUGUCAUGCUUAGUGCACAUGGUCACAUUAAGCUCACCGACUUUGGAAUGUGCAAGGAGUCCAUUCAUGGAGACAGUGUGACACACACAUUCUGUGGAACUGUGGAAUAUAUGGCACCUGAAAUCGUGGCACACAAAGGACACAACCGAGCAGUAGACUGGUGGAGUCUGGGGAUUCUAUUAUAUGAUAUGCUAACCGGCUCACCUCCCUUUACUGGAAAUAACAGGAAGAAAAUCAUCGACAAGAUUCUGAAGGGCAAACCAGUCUUCCCUCCAUACCUGACACCCGAUGCCUGUGAUCUCCUGAAGAAGUUGCUUAAGAAGAAUCCUACUCAGAGACUCGGAUCAGGACCUUCUGAUGUGGCAGAUAUUCAGAAGCACCGUUUUUUCAGACAGAUUCAAUGGGAUGACCUGCUGCAUUGUAGAAUUGAGCCACCAUACAAACCCCACCUGCUAUCUGAGGAUGAUGCCAGCCACUUUGGUGCCCAUUUUACCCGACUGACACCUAUUGACAGUCCUGAUGCUGUUAUCAGUGAGAGUGCAAACCAAGCCUUCUUGGGUUUCACUUACAUCGCCCCUUCAGUUUUGGAAAGUCUUCGUGAGGUCUUCAGCUUCCAAUCAUGGCAUCAGUCUCAUGAUCUUCCAUCUCAGAGCCCUGGAAGUGUUUCUCAAGUUUCUCAGAAUCAGUCGAAGCCCAUUGAGUCCUCCCAGCCACUUCCUAUUUCCUCCAGAGGUCGCAAGGAUAAAGGAAGGCGAGCCGUAUAG
Molecule: messenger RNA, 1437 nt
Organism: Staurois parvus
Lineage: Eukaryota; Metazoa; Chordata; Amphibia; Anura; Ranidae
Source: the annotation of a GenBank genome assembly